CUAAACGAAGAAAAAAGAAAGACAAAAAUAACUACCUCUCCGACACCCCGCCUUAUUUCUCGUCUCUCCUCAUUUCCCUGCCUUUUCUCUCUCCGGAUUCAAUCCGCCAUUGUUAUCCAUUCUUCUCCAACACAACACAACACUUUUCUUCAAUUAUUCUCAACAAUGUCAGCGUCGGAAUCUGCUUCCGCCUCCGGCCGCGGAGAUUAUAAGAAUUUCCGUAUGACUAGCCGUGACCGUUUGUUAUAUGAGAUGCUCCAAUCAACUUCAAGUGAAUCAAAAUCAUGGAAGGUACUGAUUAUGGACAAAGUCACUGUCAAAGUUAUGUCCUCAUCAUGCAAGAUGGCAGAUAUCACGGAUCAGGGGAUUUCAUUGGUUGAAGAUCUUUUCAGGAGAAGGCAACCUUUGCCCUCUCUGGAUGCUAUUUAUUUCAUUCAGCCAACAAAGGAGAACAUAGUCAUGUUCUUGUCUGACAUGUCAGGAAGAGAACCUCUGUACAAAAAAGCAUUUGUCUUUUUCUGCCAACCUGUUCCGAAGGAACUAGUUAAUCACAUCAAGAGCGAUAUGAGUGUGGUACCCCGUAUAGGUGCUUUAAGAGAGAUGAAUUUGGAAUUCUUCCCGGUGGAUAGUCAGGUGUUUGUUACUGAAAAUGACUCUGCUUUGGAAGAUUUUGUUGGAGAGAAUUCGCAAAAUGCUCGGAAAUUUGAUGCUUGUAUGAAUACGUUAGCAAUUCGGAUUGCUACUGCCUUUGCUUCAUUAAAGGAGCUCCCCUAUGUGCGGUUUCAAACUGCAAAGGAUCCUGAUACAGCGUCCUCUCAUGAGUUAAUUCCCUCAAAGCUGGCUUCAGCAGUUUGGGACCGUCUUAAGUUAUAUAAAUCCACAAUUCCUAAUUAUCCCCAAAAGGAAACAUGCGAGUUUCUUAUCCUGGACAGAUCUGUUGAUCAGAUUGCUCCAGUGAUACAUGAAUGGACUUAUGAUGCCAUGUGUCACGACUUACUGGAAAUGGAUGGGAACAAAUUGAUACUUGAGGUCACUAAUAAAGCAACCGGUCAGCCUGAGAAAAAAGAAGUCCUUCUGGAAGACAGUGAUCCUGUAUGGUUAGAGAUUCGUCAUUUACAUAUUGCGGAAGCUAGUGAACGGUUGCACGAGAAAAUGACUAACUUCGCAUCGAAGAACAAAGCUGCUGCAUUGAGUCAAGCCUCAAGAGAUGGAGCAGAGCUUUCUACACGAGAUUUGCAAAAGAUGGUUCAAGCUUUGCCACAAUACACCGAACAAAUGGAAAAACUUUCACUGCAUGUGGAGAUUGCUGGAAAAAUUAACAAAAUUAUCAGAGAUAUGGGGCUUCGAGAACUUGGGCAGCUGGAACAGGAUAUAGUAUUUGGGGAUGCAGGAACAAAGGAGAUCAUUACCUUCUUAAGGGCACAUCAGGAUGCAUCUGCUGAUAAUAAAUUGCGAUUGCUGAUGAUUUAUGCCAGUGUGCACCCUGAUAAGUUUGAAGGAGACAAGGCCUCAAAAAUAAUGCAGUUAGCCAAAUUGUCGGCAGAGGAUAUGAAGGCUGUUAAAACUAUGAGAUUGCUUGCUGGAUCAUCAAUUUCUAAGAAGAAACCAAGUGGGAGUUUCUCUCUAACAUUUGAUGGUCAAAGGAAGAAAAUUGCUGCUAGAAAAGAUAAAACCAAUUACGAAGAGGAAAGUUGGGCAUUAUCCAAAUUUUAUCCUAUGCUAGAGGAACUCAUAGAAAAUGUGAACAAAGGUGAGUUGUCAAAGAAUGAUUAUCAAUACAUCAAUGAACCAACUCCAGUCAACAGAGAACACAUUCGAAGUCAGAGCACUUCUCUCAGCUCAACAACAACAACAACGGCAACUGGUCCACCACGUUCAAUGAGAUCAAGAAGAACAGCAACAUGGGCUCGCCCUCAUAGUUCUGAAGACGGAAGCAGUGACUCAGUAUUGAGAAAUUCACCCAAUGAUUUUAAGAUGAUGGGUUCACGCAUUUUCAUAUUUAUCUUUGGUGGAGCUACUAGAUCUGAGAUACGAACUUGUUACAAGCUCACUAACAAACUUAGGAGGGAAAUUAUACUUGGUGCAACAUGUAUAGAUGAUCCUACACAGUAUAUUACGAAACUCAAGCAAUUCUCAGGAAAAGGUCUCUCUCUAGAAGGACUUCGAAUUUGAGCAUCUUCUUCCUUCAGCAGCUAUAAGAGGAGAAACGGAGAUGCUUCUAACUGAUCAUCAAUAUAUUUUAGCUUUUUUGUUCUCAUUUUUCCUACAGGAACUUUAAAAAACGGGAGUUCAAUACAGCAGAAUAGCAGCAGCAUCAAGACUGCUUCAUAGAGGCUAAUUAUCAGAUUAGCGCAGAUAGAGAGAUUAAGGAUGUUAAUUCUUCUCAAGACUUUGUUCCAUUUGAGUGAAAGUACAACAUACCAGUAAUGCGAAAACAUUUCAUUCUACACUAACACUCGUUGUAACUCUUGUAAGGAUAUAGGAGGCAAGUUAUUAGAAAAUAUGUGUUGUAAUUUGUAAAACAGUAUAACAUCAGCAAUAUAUAUAUCUGGGCUACUAAAAUUAAGAGCGCCA
Spinacia oleracea (spinach) is the source of this 2574-nucleotide messenger RNA. Its product is annotated as protein transport Sec1a. The record is from RefSeq and is a predicted model, not a curated record. Gene Ontology annotation, biological process: vesicle-mediated transport. Lineage: Eukaryota; Viridiplantae; Streptophyta; Magnoliopsida; Caryophyllales; Amaranthaceae. The coding region runs from base 166 to 2172 and encodes 668 amino acids. The transcript has 21 exons.